Messenger RNA from Suillus subaureus, 1371 nucleotides. RefSeq lists its product as uncharacterized. The record is from RefSeq and is a predicted model, not a curated record. The coding region runs from base 1 to 1206 and encodes 401 amino acids. The transcript has 4 exons. NCBI's taxonomy places the organism in Eukaryota, Fungi, Basidiomycota, Agaricomycetes, Boletales, Suillaceae.
AUGACCUUCUUACCCCUCAAGUUGGCCAUCAUAUUACUCUUACACAUCCCGUUUGUUUUCUCCUCACUCCCGAGCCCCAAUGGCACCAAUGUCACUACACUCGACGUCAGUGACUGUCCAUCCAGCAACAGCAUCAGAACUUCAUGGGAUAUCAUCUGGAGUUGCGCUGCGACUCUAUUUGCAUGCACAUGGACCGCAAUCCACCCAAAUAUCCCAGGUAUGCGCGAGGGGAAAUUCACUGUUUUAUCUCGUCACCUAGGCAUCAUGCUGGUGGCGCUAAUUGCCCCAGAACUCAUGAUCACCUGGGCCACACUACAGUUUCUAAGUGCUCGUGACGCUGCAAAGGCCUUCAAUGAUGCCUUUGGUACGCAGCUUCACCAAGCCCGCAGUGACCACCCAGAUAUAGGAGAGAGCGCAGCUACAUUGCUUAAUGAAUUUCCAACCUCAGAUGGAAGCAACACUCAAAUUCCGAGCGCUCCGCAUAUUUCAAGCCGUAAAUUUAGAGAAUGGACUGUAACACAUGGUUUUUUCGCGUGGAUGGGUGGAUUCAUGCUCUACGUCAAUGACAAGCCGCGAGCCACUCUUACACCCGACGAACUUUUAGGCUUUGUUCGUGAGGGCUCUGUGGAAAUGCCUGACAUCGUGGAGGCAGACCUAGAAGAUCGAAGUAAGGGUGAUGCAUUAUCCAAAGGCAUCGCCAUUAUUCAGCUUGGAUGGUUCAUCCUCCAGCUUGUCACCCGUUACGUUCAGAAUCUUCCCAUGACACUGCUUGAAAUCGACACCCUGGCUGUAGCUGGCCUGACCUGCAUUGCCUAUGGCUUUUGGUGGAAGAAGCCUAAGGAUGUAGGACGUCCUCAUGCUGUUCAUUGGAAAGCAACUGCCUCUCGGCCAACCAAAUUAGCCUACAACAUUAUAGGUAAGAUAUACCCCGGUGGUUGGGGUGACGUUGUAAUUUCUAGUGCUAUUAUGCCUUUGAAUCUUAUGGGCAUUUGGCUUUCAAAUUCCUCCCUGGCUGUCCGUUCACGUCGGGUUCCAUCUGUAGGUGGUUAUGACGAGGCCAGUUGGGACAGUGUUUGGAGCGAUGCAUUGUCUGGGCUGGAAUAUUAUCUUUCAGCGGCAAGCGAUGUUCCGUGGGGCUUGCCUUGCGAUAGUAGCUACACCGGCACUUACUGCUCUACUGCUGACCUACAUCAUUUGGGUGAAUGAUUCAAACAUGCCUAUGAUACUUGUUGUUUCAUACAUUAUCGUUUGCAUAUAUAGUUGCGCACGCGGUAUACUACUUGCAGCUAUAUGGAUGAACUUACAAUCACCGCCUCCUGGCGUAUACAAUACAGUAGCUUGGACAAAGUUUAUUCCACAUUUGUAGUCUCC